Aspergillus vadensis CBS 113365 is the source of this 636-nucleotide messenger RNA. RefSeq lists its product as uncharacterized. The record is from RefSeq and is a predicted model, not a curated record. The transcript is spliced from 4 exons. The coding region runs from base 1 to 636 and encodes 211 amino acids. Lineage: Eukaryota; Fungi; Ascomycota; Eurotiomycetes; Eurotiales; Aspergillaceae.
AUGCUGUUUGGCCUCGUCUUGUUCCUUUCUCACUCUUUUUUCUCACCAUUCUUUCCCAAUUCUGCCGGGUGGAAACAGGACCCACACAUCUACUCCACCGCAUCUUUUUCAAGGCCAACAUUGACUACUGAGUGGUGGACCAAAGAUUUGUUUUUAUCGUUGGUCAGUUUCGGGAUGCGUAAGCGCGUUGGCAUGCCAAAGCUGUUACGUGAUCUGGUAAUCCCCCGGAUUGUUACUCAAUCUUCCCCAAGAUUUAGCCAGGUGUUCAUCAGAUUGCCCGGUCUCGUACUACGUCUUAGUAUAGUAGCACCGCAGAAUCAGCGGAACAGCAAGGCAGAAGGCGAGUUUGCCACGGUGAAGUUCCGAAGUCUGCCCGUCGUGGAUGGUAACCGGGCGGGCACUCCACACGAGAUCCAAACACUAGGACACGCCACGAUCCCGCCUACUAGUUGGGCGCUAACCAACGGUUAUUUCCAUCGGAGAUGCAGGGCCGAGGCGUAUCCCGGGAUCGGAUUGCCUGCUUUGGUGCGAAAGUUGGAAAAAGUUGAGGAGGGGAAAAGAAGAGAUAGGGAGAGAGGGAGAGGGGAGGAAGAGAAUAAGGCUGGGCAUGUAUACAGAUACCACAUUGAGCCAUAG